Molecule: messenger RNA, 945 nt
Organism: Ailuropoda melanoleuca (giant panda)
Lineage: Eukaryota; Metazoa; Chordata; Mammalia; Carnivora; Ursidae
Product: proline-rich protein 2-like
Exons: 2
Coding region: 34-591 (185 amino acids)
Source: RefSeq, a predicted model, not a curated record
GGCAGGGCUGCUGCUGCUGGGGGACCAGGGAGGAUGGGCACAUGUGAGCACAAAGAGGGCGUCAGGAGGAGCGACAGGGACAGAGGGUGGGCUGCGCACCAGCCCUGGACACCAAACAUUUCGGAGGAGCCUCCAGAGUCCCCAGUACUUGCACCCUGGCUGCUGGCACGGUCUGUCCACAGCUCCUCCCAGGGGAACCCAGGGCCCAACCCUCUCUCACCCCAGUCGCCCCCACCCCCAAAUGGGCCUGCUUCUCUGGUCCCUGCAGCCUCUCCCCAGGGCAGUGCCCAGAGGGUCUCAGCUAAACCGCUCCACAGCUCUCCUGUGGGAGGGCUGGACUCUGGCCCCACCUUGGGUCAUGGGGGGGGGGGACUUGCCCACCAGGAGGUCCUGUCACAGAGGCCUCCUCAAGGCUGGCCCAGAGUAGCACCCGCCCACCCCCUCAUCGCCCUGACUUGCUCUCCACAGUGCCUGUUCUCUGAGUGGCGGCCGGUCCUGUUCCCGACCAGAGUGUUCGGAGCUGGAAGGAAACUUGGAAACAUCUCUUCUGGCGAAGCCUGCUCUCAGGUUCGGUUUGAGAGCCGACUCUGAAUGGCCCUGAGCACCGUCUCUGCCAAGAGCGUCAUCAUUGUGUCCGAGACUGAGCCAGAGGCCGCUGCCGUGCUUGGGUCUCAGCACCUCCCACCUGAGAAGCAAAAAGCCCAAAAACUGAACCCCUGUCCCCAACCCAGCUGGUUGGGAGUUGUGUGGACAGCGGGGGGUCAGCAGGAAGGUGGGACAGGCUCAGAGAGUCUCAAGACAUUUGCCAGCAGAAUGUGGCUUCUUCAGCACUGUGGGUAUUUAAGAAAACUAGCCGCUGGGGUGCCUGGGUGGCACGGCAGUUAAGCGUCUGCCUUCGGCUCAGGGCGUGAUCCUGGCGUUCUGGGAUCGAGCCCCACAUCAGGA